Molecule: messenger RNA, 2174 nt
Organism: Brassica oleracea var. oleracea
Lineage: Eukaryota; Viridiplantae; Streptophyta; Magnoliopsida; Brassicales; Brassicaceae
Product: pentatricopeptide repeat-containing protein At4g19191, mitochondrial
Exons: 1
Coding region: 63-2048 (661 amino acids)
Biological process (GO): RNA modification
Molecular function (GO): protein binding; RNA binding
Source: RefSeq, a predicted model, not a curated record
UGUGGCAUUAACAAAUACGACGGCGUUUGAGUGAGACUGGAGAGUAGAGAGAGAGAGAGUCCAUGUCCUUGGUUCACCGCCGGUUGAAUCGUUUUGGAUUAUCCUCUGUUAGCGCUUGGAAUGUUCAGAUACGAGAAGCAGUCAACCGAAAUGAUCCGGCGGAAUCACUUCUUCUAUUCCGAGAAAUGAAGCGCCAAGGGUUCGAACCCAGCAACUUGACCUUCCCAUUUGUGGCCAAAGCGUGCGCUAAGCUCGCUGACAUCGCCUACUCUAAGAUGGUUCAUACCCAUGUUAUAAAGUCUACGUUUUGGUCUGACGUGUUCGUUGGGACCGCGACGGUCGAUAUGUUCGUGAAAUGUAAUCGUUUGGAUUAUGCAUGCAAGGUGUUCGACGAAAUGCCUGAGAGAGACGCCACCACUUGGAACGCGAUGCUCUCUGGUUUUUGUCAACCAGGUUAUACAGAUAAGGCGUUUUCUCUGUUUCGUGAGAUGAGACUCGGCGAGAUCUCACCUGAUUCAGUGACCGUCAUGACCUUGAUUCAAUCCGCUUCGUUUGAGAAAAGCUUGAAGCUUUUGAAGGCUGUGCAUGGGUUUGGGAUACGUUUAGGCGUAGAUGUACAAGUUACAGUUGCUAAUACUUGGGUUUCUAGUUACUCCAAAUGUAAUGAUUUGGAGUCAGCAAAGUUAGUGUUCCAAGGUAUUGACAGAAGUGACAGAACUGUCGUGUCUUGGAACUCAAUGUUCAAGGCGUGUGCUGUUUUUGGUGAAGCGUUUCAUGCGUUUGGUCUUUACCGGUUGAUGCUGCGUGAAGAAUUUAAACCGGAUUUGAGCACAUUUAUUAAUUUAGCAGCAUCGUGUCAGAGCCCGGAGACACUAAUACAAGGAAGAUUGAUUCAUUCUCAGGCAAUCCGCAUUGGUACAGAUCAAGACACAGAAGCGAUCAAUACCUUAAUUUCAAUGUAUUCGAAAUCAGGAGAUAUCAGCUCAGCGAGGCUUUUGUUUGACGUCAUGUCUUCCAGAACAUGUGUUUCUUGGACUGUGAUGAUAAGUGGGUAUACUGAGAAAGGCGACAUGGAUGAAGCUUUGGCCUUGUUUCGUGCCAUGAAAAAAACAGAAGUGAGUCCAGAUCUAGUUACUUUACUCUCCCUCAUUUCAGGUUGUGGAAAAUUCGGUUCGCUAGAGAUUGGAAGAUGGGUAGAUGCUAGAGCAGAUACUUACGGGUUCAAGAGAGACAACGUCAUGGUCUGCAAUGCGCUUAUUGAUAUGUACUCAAAAUGUGGAAGUGUAACCGAAGCUCGUGACAUCUUCGAUAACAUGUCUGAAAAAACUGUCGUCACAUGGACUACAAUGAUAGCUGGAUAUGCAUUGAACGGAGUCUUCCUCAAAGCUUUAGAACUUUUCAAAACUAUGAUAGAUUUGGAUUAUAAACCAAACCACAUAACGUUACUUGCCGUUCUCCAAGCUUGUGCUCAUUCAGGCUCUCUAGAGAAAGGGUGGGAGUGUUUCCUCACCAUGAAAGAAGUAUACAACAUCAAUCCUGGACUAGAGCAUUACUCUUGUAUGGUAGAUCUUCUCGGAAGAAAGGGAAAGCUUGAAGAAGCAUUAGAACUCAUCCGUAGCAUGUCGUGUAAACCCGAUGCAGGCAUAUGGGGUGCACUGCUUAGUGCUUGCAAGAUCCACCGUAACGUGAAGGUGGCUGAGCAAGUGGCUGAGUGUCUUUUUAACUUGGAACCGGAAACGGCUGCGCCGUAUGUAGAAAUGGCGAAUAUAUAUGCAGCUGCUGGUAUGUGGGAUGGCUUUGCUAGGAUUAGAUCGAUGAUGAAAGUCAGGAAUGUAAAGAAGUAUCCAGGUGAAAGUGUGAUUCAGGUGGACGGGAAGAGUCAUACAUUCACUGUGGGAGAACGUGACCAUGCAGAGCAUGAAACCAUAUACCAUGUUUUGGAUGGUUUGAGCCUGUUCGCGAGAGAGAAGCAUACAUUGCAUAAAGAAACGUACGUUACACCAUUAGUAACAUGUAUAACCACAAACACAUUACAUGGAGAGAAAUGAAAUGCAUUGGAAGUUUGAUUCUUUGAACUUACCUCUGACUAGCUGAGUUAUAAGUGAGUGGACAUAAGAUUCUAUUAGUGGCCUGCUAUACAUAAGCUGACAAUAGAGAUUAGACGUGAAUUUAGU